AUGUCCGGAGCUAUGCUAUCCAAGGUUGGAAACCCUCAGGUCUACAACGACGGAGACCAGAGGCCACAUGGCCGCGAAGCUCCAGCACCUUUCGAGGCCGGCCAGCGGAACGCGCACGACAUCCACGACCCGAAAGACAGUCUCACAUUACAGAACAGGAUGAAGCGCGAGGAGAAGGAGGAGCGCGAGCGCGACCAAGAGUCACAGACCAUCACGGACCCUCUUGAACCUGCAACCAGGCAAGGCCACGAGCCGUCGCGCGGAGCACAGAUAGACGCCGAGCUGCAGAGGGAGGACGAGGAGAUGCUUGCGAAGAAGCAGCAGUAG
Messenger RNA from Laetiporus sulphureus 93-53, 327 nucleotides. RefSeq lists its product as uncharacterized. The coding region runs from base 1 to 327 and encodes 108 amino acids. The transcript is spliced from 3 exons. The record is from RefSeq and is a predicted model, not a curated record. Lineage: Eukaryota; Fungi; Basidiomycota; Agaricomycetes; Polyporales; Laetiporaceae.